Hippoglossus stenolepis (Pacific halibut) is the source of this 3098-nucleotide messenger RNA. RefSeq names its product extracellular calcium-sensing receptor. Lineage: Eukaryota; Metazoa; Chordata; Actinopteri; Pleuronectiformes; Pleuronectidae. Gene Ontology annotation, biological process: G protein-coupled receptor signaling pathway. Gene Ontology annotation, molecular function: G protein-coupled receptor activity. The record is from RefSeq and is a predicted model, not a curated record. The transcript is spliced from 8 exons. Bases 1 to 2997 code for a protein of 998 amino acids. Gene Ontology annotation, cellular component: membrane.
AUGGUGUCGUCUGGCUCAUGGCUCGGCCUGGACCAGUGUACUGAGCUCACUGGGUACGGGCAUGAUGACGAGACAAAGGGCUGCAGCUCAAACGCAUCGUCUCAAAAUGCUGUCACUCAUUACACAACACAACUGACAGUGAAAUGUGAGAGAGAACUUGAACCUGGAUUUAUCUUCAUCCUGGACCAGAUGCUGCCAAAGUUCUGUGCAAAGCAAUGUGAGAAAGGCCGAGUGGAGAGUGUGCAGCCUGUCCCCAGCAGAUGGGUUGGACGUUUCUUCCUGGCGGCCGUGUUGCUUCUCGGGACGUACAUAAGAAGAAUGAAACUAUCGCCCAGUGCUGUGAAUGAGAGUAACUCCACAAUGGCGAUGCUCUUAAGCCUCACACUGCACUCCUUCCCCACUCAGCAGCCCUCUGAGUGGCCCGGCAUCACUGUGGCGGUCUCUGUCGCCGUCUACCUCUCCUGUGCUUUGGGUAGAACUGUGCAUGUGAUACUCGCCUACAGGGCUGUCAUGAAAGUGCUAUGUCCGACACAGCAGCAGUUUGGAGCUCUGCCUCUCACUGUGCUGAUCCUCUGGUUGACCUGUGUUCUUCGUCUGCUCAAUAAGAAUGUGAGACACUGGAUGGAAGAUGAACUUGUUGAGGGCAACGGAGGAUCAACUCUGAGCUCCUGGGCUUUGCUGAAUGACAGGGAACUGAAGUUUGCCAGGAUAGUGAUGUUUACAGUGGAGGAGAUCAACAGAGAUACUAAGCUCCUUCCUGGAUUGAGUCUGGGCUACAGGCUGUACAAUGGUUGUGGGGAUGAGAACCUGAUUCGAGCAGCAGUGGAAGCCGUAAACGGAGAGGACUCAAAGGGCUGCGCUGAUCAGAUACAGGCUCUCCUGGGCCAUUCCUCCUCCGGAGUGAGUAAAGACAUAAACAUCAUACUCAGCCCGCUAUCCAUUCCACAGGUGAGCCAUCUCUCCACUUGUGCUUGUUUGAGUGACAAAAGGCAGUUCCCCACAUUCUUCAGAACUGUGCCCAGUGACCGCUUCCAAAUCAUCGGUCUGGUGCAGCUCAUGAAAUACUUUGACUGGCGCUGGGUGGGGAUCAUUUAUUCUCAGGGCGUGUACUCAGAAGAAGGUACAAUGGCAUUUGCAAAGGAAGCCGAAAAAGAGGGCAUAUGUGUUGAAUACCGGUUACCUUACUCAAAGACACAUGUAAAAUUUCCUGCUAUUGUGGAGGCUCUGAGGAAAUCCUCGUCCAAGGUGGUCCUCUUGUUUUUGCCCUUCACCAAAUCGUUCUUGUCAGAAAUAGAGAAGUAUAACAUCACUGGAAAGCAAUGGGUUGGCAGUGAGGCUUGGAUCACUCAAACAGACCUGGCUUCUGACAGGAGAAAGAGCAUUUUGCAGGGGGCGAUGGGCUUCGCCCUCCCUCAGGCCUCCAUCCCAGGUCUUGGUGAAUUCUUACUCAGCUUUAAACCCUCUGACGAACCACAGAGUGCUAUAGUUAAAGAUUUCUGGGAGUCGUUCUUUGACUGCAGCUUCUCUCCGUCAAAUACUUCUGCUACGUGUACUGGCACAGAAGAUCUCAGCACAGUCUCCAGUGACUACACAGACGUGAAACAUUUUAGGCCAGAGAAUAAUUUGUACAAAGCUGUGUACUUGGUGGCGUAUGCUAUUCACGCACUACUGCAAUGUCACAAUGGCUCAAAUCCAACCACUGGAAAGUCCUGUGUGACUAAAGACCAAGUGUUGGAGCACAUUAAGUACAUGAACUUCACAACACAGAGUGGGGCCAAGGUUUUCUUUGAUGAAAACGGAGACUCAGUUGCCCAGUAUGACUUAGUUAACUGGCAAAUAAAAGACGACGGCUCUGUUGAGAUCGUAAACAUCGGUCAAUUUGACACGUCUCUGCCAGAGGGGCAGAAAUUCAAACUAAAAGACAACACCAGGAUAGUUUGGGGAGGAAACAGUAUCGAGGUGCCGAGGUCUGUUUGCAGAGAGCCGUGUCCCCCAGGGACUCGAAAGGCGAUAAAGAAGCAUAAACCUGUGUGCUGCUUCGACUGCUUUGAGUGCCCCGAGGGGACAAUUAGUAAUGAGACAAAUUCUCCCGACUGUUUGAUCUGUCCACCUGAAUUUUGGCCGAAUGAAAAGAAAGACCAGUGUCUCCCGAAGCCGACUGAGUACCUCUCCUACAACGAGAUCAUGGGGGCACUUUUAACUGGAUUUGGUUGUGUGGGCAUAUUUUUAUCUCUACUGACAUCAAUCAUUUUUCGGACUCAUAAAGAGACUCCCAUUGUUAAAGCCAACAACUCCGAGCUGAGCUUCCUGCUGCUCUUCUCCCUGACGCUGUGCUUCCUGUGCUCCCUGACCUUCAUCGGCCGGCCCUCUGAGUGGUCCUGCAUGCUGCGGCACACUGCGUUCGGCAUCGCCUUCGUCCUCUGCAUCUCUUGUGUCCUCGGGAAAACUAUAGUGGUGUUAAUGGCCUUCAGGGCGACACUUCCAGGCAGAAAUAUGAUGAAAUGGUUCGGUCCUGCCCAGCAGAGGCUCAGUGUUCUGAGUUUCACCCUGGUUCAGGUUGUAAUUUGUGUACUUUGGCUCACAACCAACCCUCCAUUCCCAAGGAUGAACAUGAUAUACUAUAAAGAUAAGAUCAUCUUAGAGUGCGCUCUGGGGUCAGCUGUCGGGUUCUGGGCUGUGCUGGGUUACAUCGGACUUCUUGCUCUCUUGUGUUUUAUUCUUGCUUUUUUUGCCAGGAAGCUGCCAGACAGCUUUAAUGAGGCCAAACUGAUCACCUUCAGCAUGUUGAUAUUCUGUGCAGUCUGGAUCACAUUCAUCCCGGCAUAUGUCAGCUCUCCUGGGAAGUUCACUGUGGCUGUGGAGAUAUUUGCUAUUCUGGCCUCCAGCUUUGCCUUGCUGACAUGCAUUUUUGUUCCAAAAUGCUACAUUAUCUUAUUCAGGCCAGAACAAAACUCAAAGAGACAUUUGAUGGGAAAAAUACCGCCAAGGACACUUUGAGCUGUAGUUUGAAAGGUGUCGAGUUAACUGCAAAUAAACUAGUUUCACAGCCUGACAGAUAUUGUAGUAAAUUAUAAGUUGUGAUGUGCUGAAUAAAGUAA